Lolium rigidum is the source of this 1129-nucleotide messenger RNA. RefSeq lists its product as uncharacterized. The coding region runs from base 52 to 921 and encodes 289 amino acids. The record is from RefSeq and is a predicted model, not a curated record. The transcript is spliced from 5 exons. Lineage: Eukaryota; Viridiplantae; Streptophyta; Magnoliopsida; Poales; Poaceae.
CCUCCUUUUUAGACACCAGCUCCACCCCACCACCACCGAGCACAAGACGAGAUGGAGAGGCCGGCGCCGGUGAGGAAGUCCCACACCAACACGGCGGACCUGCUCGCGUGGCCCGAGGGGGCGCAGCACGAGCUCGCCGACGCCGCCACGCCGCCCUCCAACCGCAGGCCGCACCAGCCGUCGGAGGCGAUCCACAAGGUGGUGUUCGGCGGCCAGGUCACGGAGGAGGAGGCAGAGAGCCUCAACAAGAGGAAACAAUGCUCAGCUCCCAAGUGGAAGGAGAUGACAGGAAGUGGCAUAUUUGCAGCUGGAGGAGAGGUUGAGGAGGAUGAAUCCGCUUCUGUGACGCCCGUCCGACCAGCUUCCAAGAAUUAUCAGGCAAUCAGCACCAUAAGUCACAUCUCCUUUGCCCAGGAUGAAAGCGUUUCUCCGAAAAAGCCAACCUCCAUAGCGGAGGUGGCAAAGCAGCGAGAGCUAAGUGGCACGCUCCUGAGCGAGGACGACAGCAAGCUCAAGAAGCAGCUAUCCAAUGCAAAAACGAAGGAGCUCAGCGGCCACGACAUCUUCGCUCCGCCAGAGGAUCCCAGGCCACGCAACUCGGAGAACGGCUCGACCUCACAGACUCCGGGGAAAAACGCGCAGGUGAGCAGCUUCAAGUUUGGAGAGGACGACACCGAUAGCGUGGUGAAGACGGCCAAGAAGAUCCCCACGAAGAAGUUCAACGACCUGACAGGCAACGACAUCUUCAAGGGCGACCCUGCGGAGGCGGCUCCCGGGACGGCGGAGAAGCAGCUGAGUGACGCCAAGCUCAGGGAGAUGAGCGGCAGCAACAUCUUCGCGGACGGGAAGGCGCCGUCGCGGGACUUCCUCGGCGGCAUCCGCAAGCCCCCCGGCGGCGAGAGCAGCAUCGCGCUGGUCUAACAGCAACCCCAUCCUGAUGGACAUGGACAUGACAGACAUAGCCAGCCUUACAACAUUCUUCGUGCAUCCCGUCGCCGUCUCGUCUCGAUCGAUCUAGGAGUGAGUGAUUGUUAGGAAGUGAGAUUUUUCUUCUUCAUCGUUGUUGGUGGUGUGACUGAUCUGUGAUCCCGAUUGGAACUUGUGGUUUGAUGGUUUUCUUUUUUCCUGA